AUGGCGCCGACUACCCACGUUCAAUGCAUCGAGUUACGGCAGCUUCCUCUCCUACCUACAGACAGAGAGCAUAGCACGCCAAAUGACGAUAUGUUUCCGCCCCAUUCACACCCCGGGCAUCCGGGUGUGUCCAGCCAUUCGUCAGGACUCGCCCAUCCUGAACGCACUGGAUCGUCUUUCCCACCCGAUGAUGCAAUCGUAGCCUUGCAGACAUGGAAAAGUUCACGUUCGAACGUUAUCCGAACCUUGGCUGUCUUUUGGAGUUUAUUGGUAAUGGGAGCAAAUGAUGCCUCAUAUGGUGCAAUCAUUCCUCAUCUGGGAAAAUAUUACGACUUACCGUACUCCUUCACGUCUCUGAUCUUCCUUGCGCCUUUCAUAGGCCACACGCUCUCAGCCAUUUUGAACAACAGUCUGCAUGAGAGUUUUGGGCAAAGAGGCAUCGCAAUUAUCUGCUCUCUCUGUCACCUAGCAUCGUACAUUGCCAUCUCACUACAUCCACCGUAUCCAGCAUUAGUUUUUAUCUACAUGUUGGCUGGCUUGGGCAACGGCAUCGGUGAUGCGGCUUGGAACUCGUGGGUCGGGAGUCUGGCGGACUCUAGUCAUGUCAUCAGUCUGAUGCAUGCUUGUUAUGGUGUCGGCGCUGUCCUCGGCCCAAUGACGGCAACUGUAAUGAUCAGCAAAGCUCAGCUUCCAUGGCAUACGUUUUACUACUUCAUGGCUGGUCUGGCUAUGGUAGAGCUAGUUCUGACUCCCUCCGCCUUUUGGUCUGCUACUGGAAGUGCAUACCGUGAAGAGAACCCCAAGGGUCCAGAACCGCGAGAGUCAAUUGUCCACGAGACAUUGUUCAAACUUCCUUCUGCCCGGGUUACUUGGCUAUGUGCAGUAUUCGCUCUUGGCUAUGUCGGACUGGAGGUAUCUCUUGGCGGUUGGAUCGUCACAUUCAUGUUGCAGGUUCGCCACGGAGAAGAAUUUGCCAGCGGUAUGACAGCCACCGGUUUCUGGGCGGGACUGGCUCUGGGUCGAGUUGCCUUAGGUCUUGUGACUCCUCGAGUGGGCGAGAAGCUCGCAGUCAUGCUAUACCUCGGCGCCGCCGUUUGUUUGCAGCUUUUGUUCUGGCUUAUUCCCGAGUUCUUUGUUUCCGCAAUCACCGUAUCGCUCCAGGGGUUCUUCCUCGGGCCCCUGUUUCCCACCAUGAUGGUAGCCAUCACAAAGCUACUACCGAGGCACUUACAUGUCAGUGCUAUCGGUUUCGCCAUUGCUCUUGGAGGUAGUGGCGCUGCUAUCCUGCCAUUUGUAAUUGGAUCUCAGGCUCAGCGCCACGGUGUGCAAGUCUUAUCGCCGAUACUGCUCGGGGCGCUGGCAUUCUUGUUGUUCACCUGGUCCUUCUUACCGAACUUUGGUCGCAAACACGAGUAA
This is a messenger RNA of Colletotrichum scovillei, 1416 nucleotides long. RefSeq lists its product as uncharacterized. Gene Ontology annotation, cellular component: membrane. Lineage: Eukaryota; Fungi; Ascomycota; Sordariomycetes; Glomerellales; Glomerellaceae. The transcript is spliced from 5 exons. Gene Ontology annotation, molecular function: transmembrane transporter activity. The record is from RefSeq and is a predicted model, not a curated record. The coding region runs from base 1 to 1416 and encodes 471 amino acids. Gene Ontology annotation, biological process: transmembrane transport.